Theobroma cacao (cacao) is the source of this 1211-nucleotide messenger RNA. RefSeq names its product STAY-GREEN-like protein. The record is from RefSeq and is a predicted model, not a curated record. Lineage: Eukaryota; Viridiplantae; Streptophyta; Magnoliopsida; Malvales; Malvaceae.
AAACCAAAAACCAAAAUCUCUGAACAUCAAUUCUCCACGUACCCAUCAUAUCAUCCCCUUUCUUUUCUCUCUGGAAAAGCUCACAGGGAAGACAAUGGUGGGCUUUCAACAAUGAAGAAGAAGAGAAAGAGUGGGUUAUGCUUGUCCCAUGGCCUGCCAUUCUGCUUACUAUGCCUCCUUUUCACCUUCACCAUUCAAAGACUAUGCUGCCAAGAACAGAAAAUUUCGGCCUUCAGAAGGAUUCAGGCCUCUUCGCCUUCAGGGUUCUUCCAUUAGCAGCACUGCUAGAGCCUCCUGCAACACUCUUGUCUCUGAGUUAUUCUUUUGGAUUUUAUUGUCCGAUUUCCAGGCUGCAAGGCUUUUGGGUCCUCCAGCAAGUUUCGAAGCUUCAAAACUCAAAGUUGUUUUCAUGGGAGAGGGGCUAAAAAAUUAUUCUGCAACAAUCCCAAGAACCUACAUCCUUUCCCACUGUGACUUCACAGCUAACUUAACAUUAACCAUCUCCAAUGUCAUCAACCUUGAUCAGUUGAAAGGGUGGUGCCAUAAGGAUGACGUGGUAGCUGAGUGGAAGAAAGUGAAAGAGACCAUGUUACUCAAUGUGCAUUGUUACGUAAGCGGUCCCAAUCUCUUGCUUGACCUUGCUGCUGAGUUUAGAUACCACAUUUUCUCCAAGGAAUUACCUUUGGUACUUAAAGCUGUGCUCCAUGGAGAUUCAGUCCUUUUCACCGAAAACCCUGAGCUACUUGAUGCUGUAGUUUGCGUUUACUUUCACUCUAGCUUGCCAAAGUACAAUCGCAUAGAAUGUUGGGGACCACUCAAGGAUGCUGCAGAGGGAAGACUAGGCAAUCAAGUUCAAGGUUUAUUAACAGCACAUAAGGAAAGUUCCUCUCCGCCAGAAAAGUGGGGAAGAAGGCCAAAAUCCAUCUUUCAAGCUCUGUUUACUUUCCUUCUUUGACUUGUGUAACUGGUCAAUGGGCUGGUUUCUUGCCUCAUGGCUGCAAUACAAGCCAAGGACAAGUGAAGUGGAGAAGAAUACAAUAAAAGUUGAAUACUAAGACUCAAAAGGCAAGGCAUCCAUUUCAUGAAAGAAGGAUUUUGCUUCUGAUUCUUUUGUGAUUGAUGCAUUAGUUGAAUUGGAUUGGAAAUGUAAAUGAACAAUUCUUCUGCAACUGAGGCCAUUUGUUCAUUCAUUAACUAAUGGCUAUUUUCUU